Messenger RNA from Helobdella robusta, 709 nucleotides. RefSeq lists its product as hypothetical. The record is from RefSeq and is a predicted model, not a curated record. Gene Ontology annotation, molecular function: protein heterodimerization activity; structural constituent of chromatin; DNA binding. Gene Ontology annotation, cellular component: nucleosome. The transcript is spliced from 2 exons. Gene Ontology annotation, biological process: nucleosome assembly. The coding region runs from base 29 to 340 and encodes 103 amino acids. Lineage: Eukaryota; Metazoa; Annelida; Clitellata; Rhynchobdellida; Glossiphoniidae.
UGAAGUUAUUACGCUCUAGCUAGAAAAAAUGUCCGGACGCGGAAAAGGAGGCAAAGGUUUGGGAAAAGGAGGAGCCAAACGUCAUCGUAAAGUCUUGAGAGACAACAUCCAGGGAAUUACAAAACCAGCCAUUCGUCGUCUGGCACGCAGAGGUGGCGUGAAACGUAUUUCCGGUUUGAUCUACGAAGAGACGAGGGGCGUCCUUAAGGUUUUCCUCGAGAACGUCAUCCGUGAUGCUGUGACCUACACCGAGCAUGCCAAGAGAAAGACUGUUACGGCCAUGGACGUGGUUUACGCCCUGAAACGCCAGGGCCGCACUUUGUACGGUUUCGGUGGUUAGAAUCGAAGAAGCCAUUAAACCACUGCUGCGCUUGAAUGUAUUGUUAAACAAUGGUUCUCUGCUUUGAGUGUAAUGUUUUUUGAAGGCGGACAGAAGAGUUGAAUGUUCUAGAAAGAAUGCUUUUGAGCGUGUGCAGUAAUGUGCAAGUAUAUUUUAUCUAUCUGUAAUGUGAUUGAUAUUGAUAUAUAUUUGAAUUUGACAAAUUAAGAUUAAGACUGUUUUAUCGUUUAUUGUAGGUUUUAUUUAUAUUUAACAAAGACUAUGUCACGUUGCUACUUUAGUUUCAUAUUUGAAUGCUUUAUUUGAUUCUUAAUUAUAUGAAAUGUGAAGUAAACAGUUGAUAAACUAAAAAGUACAUAAACCAAACCA